This is a messenger RNA of Scylla paramamosain (green mud crab), 1556 nucleotides long. It is a transcript of the gene Nup43, whose product is annotated as nucleoporin Nup43-like. The coding region runs from base 116 to 1183 and encodes 355 amino acids. The transcript is spliced from 9 exons. Lineage: Eukaryota; Metazoa; Arthropoda; Malacostraca; Decapoda; Portunidae. Gene Ontology annotation, molecular function: protein binding. Gene Ontology annotation, cellular component: nuclear pore outer ring. The record is from RefSeq and is a predicted model, not a curated record.
GACACCACUACAAACACCACCAUCAUCAUCAGACAACUUGAGCUCCCGCCUGGUUUGUCAACACUGAUUCCGGUGGUGAGUAGUGAGUGGCAGUGGUGAGUGCUAGUGGUGAGGCAUGGCGGGUAGCAAGCUGAGGCGGUACGUGGGGCAGAAGGUGAGCGUGGUAAGGUGGAGGCCCCCAGCCACGCACUACGGGGACACGGACACCUUCUUGACGGGCACCUGGAAUGAUCCGGAGAACACUGUAGGUGUGUGGCGCACCCCAGAGUCUGAUGAUGACCCCGUGCCCAUCUCUUCUCUGCCCCACCAGGGCGAUGUUAGUGACAUCCAGUAUGUGACCCGGGACUCCUUUAUGGUGGGCAGCAGCACAGGAGGCGUGAGACUCUACAGACACAGUGCAGAAGGAGACCUUGAGGCAGUUAACUGUUGGGACAAAGUACAUGCCUUCACAACAGGUCCUGCACCGUGCACCUCCCUGGCGUGCAGUGGCGAACAGAUUGCCUCAGUGGGGGAGGAUGGGAAGCUAGUCAUCAUUAACCCUAACCAGAAGAAACCAGCCAGGGUGUUGGAGGGUGUGGGAGGCUGCAGCCUGUAUGCCGUGAUGUUUGUCCGCACCCAUGAGGUCCUGACAUCCAGCAUGCAGGGCCACCUCAAGUUGUGGGACCUGAGGGCCUCUCAAACAGCCAAGGGACUUCUUUUCAGCCCAGACCAGGUGGCAGUGUGCAACUUGGCAGGGCACCCCACACAGCAGCACCUGGUAGCCGCUGGAGGUGAGGAUGGGACACUGGCUCUUUGGGACAUGCGCAACACUGCACACCCAUUCACAAUUAUUGCUGCCCACAAUGGUCCAGUUUGUCAGGUCCAGUUUCACCCUGUGGCUCCUGAGCACCUCUUCACCUGUGGCAUGGAUGGACAGCUGCUACACUGGGAUGCCUCGGCCUCAGCUAAACCAUCUCACUUGUCAUACAAAGGAACUCAAGAUUUGUCAGGUGGAAGUGUGACAGUGUGGCUGGGCAGUGAAGUGUCCCGAGGAGCAACAGAUACAACUUGCAUUCUCCAGUCCCCACUUCCCAUCAACUCCUUGGAUGUGGAAGGGGCAACACUCAUCGCUGGUUCAGACAAUGAGGCCAUUUAUGUCCUGGGACAGUUGUUGAAGAAGAGGAUUGAUGAUAUGGUAUAUUAAGCAGCAGGGAUUUCCAGAGCUGCUCAUCUGAGUGCUGAUGGAAAGGAUCCAGGUUUUUCCUCAUGGUUCCAGAAAAGAGAGUUGGAUCCUGAGGUAUGAUAGAGAUGUUGCCCCGAACAUCAUGCAGGCCCAGCUCUUGGAUUUUGAUGCCAUCAAUGUAGAUGACACCUGAUGGUUCAGUGAGACGGAAGAGGGAGGUGAUCAAAGAAGACUUUCCAGCUCCUGUCCUGCCCACAAUGCCAAUCUGGAAACAUCAUGCCAUUUGAGCAAACUUUGACUCUUCACUUUCUCUGUUUUGUUCACCCAUGCUUCUGUUGGUUUUGUAUUUUUUAACAAAUUAAAAAUUACCAAUAAACAUUUCUAGAAAAAAGGA